AUGAACCUGGAGCUUUUCAAAGAUAAGAACGCCGCGCCCAGUGAUAGCUGGUGGGAACGGCUGUUUAAUUCUCAUGGAGAUAUUGCAUUCGAUGACUACGAUAAGGAUUUCACGGAUCUACCCACUCCUAUCGCUGAGGUGAGUGUGCUUGUUUGUUUGUAUCUCCUGUUUGAGCACCGCACUGACCAACUGCAUUGCGCCCGACAUAGUCCAUCGCAGCCGCCGAAGAUGCGUCAAGUGUACUGCAGGCGAGAGAAGAGGAAGAAUAUAAGGAGCGCGAAGCCGCACGCGAACGUGAUGACCUCCGAAAGCGCGAGAGACAAGUGCGCCUGGCUGAACUUCGCGGGGGCAAGUAUUUGUCGUGGGUUGAGCUCGACAGACGCAAUCCCGCGCCGAAUCCUCUGGCACAACGCAGCGAGCCUGCGUAAUUCCAGUAUGUUUUCCACGAUUUUGCCUCAAAAUGACCAUAACCAGCGCUUGUCGUGA
This is a messenger RNA of Ostreococcus lucimarinus CCE9901, 486 nucleotides long. RefSeq lists its product with no specific name. Lineage: Eukaryota; Viridiplantae; Chlorophyta; Mamiellophyceae; Mamiellales; Bathycoccaceae. The coding region runs from base 1 to 486 and encodes 161 amino acids. The record is from RefSeq and is a predicted model, not a curated record. The transcript has a single exon.